UGUUAAUGUUUAAAAGGAGCUGUCCUGAACAAGCAGAGAGAUAACAAGAAAACUGGUGGUGGACCACCACUACCACCUGCACCAUACGAAGAUUUCAUCAUGGGGAUUAUUAGUCACAAUACCUUCUUGAUUAGUGGAAUAAAUGUUGAAAGCACAAGUCCCACAUGUAGAAGUCAAGAUGCUCAGCCAGGCUGCUCAGAGGGGUCUAAUGAAUCAGGGCAUCAUCCUAAUUCCUGCCCUCAAUCACAAAUAAUUACUUUGCCACCUCUACCAGAUGAUAAUAGUGUUGUUUAUGCAGAAAUUAAGUAUGGUGAUGAAAGUGUGGAUGUCUCACUUGAUGCCAGUUUAUCCACAUCUCCGCAGCCAAUAGCUGGGCACUCGCAGUGGGGAUCUGGGACUAAACGAAGCAAGUGCGGAAAAAGAAAAAUAAAUCUCAGUGAAAACAAGUCAGGGAGUCAAAAAGAAAAAAGGCUAGUUGAACUACCACUCAUUCCCAUUAAGGACAAUGAUAACUUAGUGGAUGAAUGGCUUCAGAGUGAAAUCAGUAAAAACAAGAAAAUUGAAAGGCUGGUUGAAUUAAAAAUAAUGAAAUUUGAGUUGGAAUUGGGCAUUUUACAUGAAACGUCUGUGUCCACCUAACAAAACAAACAACAACAAAAUGUUUGACUCCAUUAUCUGUCUGUAUAGUUCUUAUUCAUGUUAUUUUGUUUACUUGCUUGCGGUUAGGAAAGCAAAAUUUUGCCACCUUUGCUUUUCUCCUGUGUUUUUAUAAGAUUUAAAGGCCCUUCUACUUCAGUAUUUUACUCUAAUUUACAGUCUCCAUCAAAAGAUACCCUGAAGAUUUUAGGUUUUCCUUGAUUUUAGAAAAUUGUUGUUAUACUUAAUUAAAAGGAUUAGAAGAUGAUCAAUACACAUAUACAAGACAUCCUUAAAAAAACAGCAGUGAAAUCAGUUGUAAAUAAGAAGUGUUUGACUUGAAAACAUCAAUGUAAAAAAAAUGCAGUCUGAUGGAUAUAGGGGAUGAAUACCACUUUACAUUUCUUGCAGGUGUAAAUUAGUUAUCAAAGUCUCUGAGUAUAAUUCAAACUUACAAGUUUCAAUAUUUUGUGACAAUGAGAAGGAGGUUAUAAUGAACCUAAUAAAAUUUAUAAUGAAACGCCAGCCUCAUCAUGACUAGAGGGGAACAAGAAUUAUGAUUCUUGUUGCUAUUGUCUCUAUAUGAGCUUAUAAUUACUUUCUCUAUCUUUUAUGCCUAUUUUCCAUAAUAUUCUAUACAUAUCUUUAUUGAAUACUGCAUUACUGUGUAUACCAUUUGUUUUAAAUGUCCUUGAGAUGUUUAUGAUUAAACUUUUUAACUUGAGACAGUGUCCGUAUACUGUGUUGGGUGAAUUGCUUGUCAGUGAACACACAAAAACACACUGUUCACAUGCUUUACUCUAAAGUAGUGGAUCUUUGAAUGAAGAUCAACAGCAUCCAUAGGCACCUUAUGGGAAAUGUGUCUUUUCACAGUCACUCUGUUGAGUCAAUGCUUUGUUGGUACCAAUUCAGACAUACCUGUCAAACCUUUAGAAAAAGUUAUUUAUAAGUCUUU
Pomacea canaliculata is the source of this 1591-nucleotide messenger RNA. RefSeq lists its product as uncharacterized. The coding region runs from base 100 to 639 and encodes 179 amino acids. The transcript has 4 exons. NCBI's taxonomy places the organism in Eukaryota, Metazoa, Mollusca, Gastropoda, Architaenioglossa, Ampullariidae. The record is from RefSeq and is a predicted model, not a curated record.